This is a messenger RNA of Onychostoma macrolepis, 2502 nucleotides long. Its product is annotated as polymeric immunoglobulin receptor-like. NCBI's taxonomy places the organism in Eukaryota, Metazoa, Chordata, Actinopteri, Cypriniformes, Cyprinidae. The transcript is spliced from 8 exons. Bases 154 to 1953 code for a protein of 599 amino acids. The record is from RefSeq and is a predicted model, not a curated record.
UUCAGUCAGUGGUGAUGGUGGGAGGAGCCAGUAAAGCUGCUCAUUACUGAUAAAGAACUGAAUAAAGAGGAAGUAACUAAAGCAGACAGAUGUAGAGACAGAGAGAUUCACACAGAGAUCAUUCAGCAUAAAGAAGACUGAACUCAAGUCACAAUGAAGAUCCUCCUCAUCUUCUUCACUUUCUACCUGAUCUCAGAUGCAGUGAGAUGCUUUAGCGUCACUGGAUAUUCUGGAGGAAGCGUGCUUGUUGAUUCUGGGAAACUUUGGUUCAGUGACUCUGUUAAACAUAUGGCCAAAUUAUCUGAGUGGAAAACAAUAAUAAAUUAUAAGAAACAUUAUAAAUGGAUAAAUGAAGGAAGAUUCACACUGUUUCUCAACAAUGAGGGAAACCUCAUGAUAUUCAUCAAAGAUUUGAACCAGCAAGAUGUUGGAACUUACAGGAUUGGUGUUCUUCAUGGCUGGCGUAUAUCUUUAACUCUGAAUGUGGAAGAAGAUUCAUGUUGUAAAGUGUCAAAGAGAGUGAUGGUGAAUGUUGGAGAAACUGCCACCUUCAGCUGUGAAUAUUCACAGAAUCAUAUUAAUGAUCCCAAGAUCAUAUUCAAAGAAGGAAAAGACUCAAUUGAGACGACUUACAGCACAAGUAAUAAGAAAGAAAGAUUUAGUGCUUCUGAUGACAAACAUAAAAACAUCUUCAGUUUGAACAUUUCUGCUGUGACACCAGAUGAUGGAGGAGUUUAUUUGUGUGGAGUUUGGAUCAACAGAGACAUAUACAGUUACUCUGUUAUUAAUACAGUUUAUCUGCACAUAAUGAAUUCAUGUUGCGGAGUGGCAAAAACAUUAAAGAUAAAUAGUACAGGAACUGCUGCUUUCAGUUGUGAAUAUUCAUGGGACCAAAGAAGGGACAUCUUCAGUGUGAGGAUUACUGCUGUGACACCAGAUGAUGGAGGAGUUUAUUUGUGUGGAGUUUGGAUCAACAGACACCCGUACAGUUACUCCAUUAUUAAUAAUGUUCAUCUGCAUAUUAUUAAUAAUAUAGAUGUGUAUAAAGUGAGCGGCUACUCAGGAGGUGGUCUGAUGAUCAAGUGUGAACAUCCUCAAUACAAAACCAAGCCAAAAUACAUCUGUAAAGAAUCAGAUGGAUGUUCAGAGAGGAAGAAUCCAGGAGUUCAGGAUGAAUGGAUGGAGAAUGGAGAUGUUUCUUUAUAUGACGACACCAGAGCAGGAGUCUUGAUGGUGUUUUUUAGAGAGCUGAAAGCUGCAGAUGCAGGAACAUACAGGUGUGGAGUGAAAGUAUCUGACUAUACUGAGAGCUUCACUCAACUUCAGCUGAGCGUUAAACACGAUUCAAAAUAUCCAAAGAUGGUAAUUGAAUCUGCUUAUGUUGGUGAAGAAGUCAACAUCAGCUGUCAGAUCCCAGAGGAACAUAAAGUUAAUUUCUGUAAAGAGGAUGAUAAUCACAUCUGUCAGAACAUCAGCUCAUCUAAAGUGACACAAAUGAGUGGUUCAUCUGAGAGAAAUGAAGAGAGAGUUUUUACAGUGAGCAUCAGUAAUGUGAGCGUGAGAGAUGCUGGAGUUUACUGGUGUGGAGCAGAAACCAGAGACACAUAUUUGACUUUCAUCUCCCUGACCACGAAAAUUCAGCUCAACCUCAUGAGCAACGAUUUCUCCAUGAUCAUCAUUAUUAGUGUGUGUGUGAUUCUGCUGCUGAUCGGUGGAUUCACUCUGACUGUGUGGAAAUUAAGACACAAGAGACGAGGUGAUGUUCACACACACAGUCCAGUUCAGUCUACUGCACAGUUACCCACAAUCCUCUCUGAUGGGCUCCUGUACGCUGCUGUCAGUUUCCAGAAGCAUGAAGAGUCUCUCAGUGACGCUAGAGUCAGAUUCAGUAAGAAUGAGAUUCACUCUGAUUACGCCGCAGUCAGUCAUCGCAUGAGAACUAACUCAAACUAACUUGCUUAUAACAGAGAUCACACAUUACAGUAUUUUAAAAAUAGGCUUAGUUUUUGUUUGUUUGUUUGUUUAAGGUGAUUGAAAAAAAAAAAAAAGCUACUUAUAAUCCAUAAUGUAAUGUCGAACAGGUUUGAUGAGGGUCGUUCAGUUCAGUGUGUGAAUCAUGAGACACUUUAAAUUUUCCACUGCUGCUGUUGCUUCUUUCACAUGUUUAAAACAGUUUGUCAUCUCAGUUUAUGUGAGGGAGUGCUGAAAACAGGAAAUACAAACACCUGUUUGACACUUGUUGAAUAUACUGUAAAGUUUCCACUUCAAAUGCAUAGACACAUAUGUGACCCUGGACCACAAAACCAGUCUUAAGUCGCUGGGGUAUAUUUGUAGCAAUAGCCAAAAAUACAUUGUAUGGGUCAAAAUUAUUGAUUUUUAUUUUAUGCCAAAAAUCAUUAGGAUAUUAAGUAAAGAUCAUGUUCCAUGAAGAUAUUUUGUAAAUUUCUUACCGUAAAUAUAUCAAAACAUUUUUUGAUCAGUAUUCAACUGGAAACUUUUUGA